This is a messenger RNA of Brassicogethes aeneus, 1766 nucleotides long. The record is from the annotation of a GenBank genome assembly. NCBI's taxonomy places the organism in Eukaryota, Metazoa, Arthropoda, Insecta, Coleoptera, Nitidulidae.
GGGCGUGCCUUUUCAGUACCUAGCCGCGCAUUGUCACUUAUAGAUGUAAAUAAUCGAGUGUAUAAAAACACAUUCGGUCAAAACAAAAUCCUACAAUUAUGUGGGGUUUCGUACGAAUAGUUUUAAACUGUGACCGUUCAAAAACCUAACCAAUAUCGAUGGCAAAAUACGUUUAAGAAUUAAUAAUGGAAAUAUCCGUGAUCCAAGCACGAACCUAUUCAACAGAAAACGUAGUGCCGAUUCGACUGAAUACGACAAGAAUAAAGUUUGAUCUAAAAUCGAAGGAAGAAAACAUGAGUCUAAUAUUUAACAGUAGCAGAUCAAUAACCCCACGAACGAUACCCAAAUCAAAUGUUUCUUUUUUAGGUGAUAAUAUAACGUCUUGGAAUAGUAGCGAUUUUUUCACAAAUAUUGGCAACAGCACAGAAUCCGACUAUGACUAUCAAAUGUACAAUGGCACAUCUGUCGAGACCAGCACGUGGGCACAAUGCAAAGAAUGGACACCCGCUCAGCAUACGCUUUUUCAGACGGCGCAUUUCUUUUUCGCUGCAGCUUUCUUGAUUCCAGGCAGUUUUAAACAAUCCAUCCUUAUUGUCAGGGCUCUCCUAACUAUUGGUAGUUUUUUUCUUACCAUUUGGGGAGGAGUGGAAGUAUGUGCUUUGGAUAUUUUAUUGUGGAAUGGUUUAAAUUUUCUACUAAAUUGCAUAUAUUCUGGUUUACUCACUUGGAAAUUUCUUCCGCCUACACUCACCUUGGAACUUCUUGAACUUUACAUGAAAGUAUUUAAUCCUCUACGUGUUAGUAAAAAGCACUUUAAGGAAUUGGUUAAAGAAGCCAAAGUCUUAAGUUUAGAAAAAGGUGAUAUUUAUGCUGUGGAAGAUGUUAGUCCAGCAGACGAAAGACUAUCUAUAUUGCUCAAAGGAAGAUUGCGUGUUACUUGCGACGACACUCAUCUUCACUUUAUCAGCGUUCAUCACUUCGUUGAUUCUCCAGAAUGGGAAGCGAAUCAUGAACAGUCAGACGAUGUUUUCCAGGUGACUAUUACCGCGGAGGAAAACAGUGUCUAUUUAUGCUGGCCAAGGAUGAAACUCGAGAGAGUUCUUAGGCACAGGCCGAUGCUCAAAACUGUACUUGAUGCCUUAAUAGGAAAAGAUAUUACCCAAAAACUGUACGCAUUAAAUGAACACUUGUCAGGCCUAACUGAUGAAAGGCAAAGGGGAAAAAGAAACGAACUUUGGGCGAAAUGUCACAACAGGAGCAUGUCCAUGGACGCUGUGAAUACAGGAACUACUGGUCUAGUACGAUCCCAUGGUUACAAAUCAAGGAAUAACUCAAUGAGUAAUGGUGAACUGGGUUCCUUAGGAAAACUGCAACCUCAAUGUUGGGUUCCUUUAGUGGCCAAACAGUUUCCAGUUCAUUCUCCAUUCAUGAAAAGAAAUUCUUCCACAAGUUUAAAGAUGCCAGAACCUUCGUAUACUCCAACCAGAACCAGGUCGAUACGAAGAGAAGUCAAAUUUAACGAUUUGGCAGAUAAAUAAUACUGCAAAAUAACUGUAAAUAACUAAAGAUUUGGUUAAAGUUAUUGCCAAUAUUAUUGCUUUAUAAAUGUUUAUAAGAUAAACCUACAAGCGUUUAAGAAAACUUUUAUAGAUAUGCUUUAUUUGUUAAAUUUUUGAAAAUGUAUAUUGUUUUUAUAUGAAAAUUUAUAAUUUUUCAAAAUAAUGCUCACAUAAUCAGAAUAAUAUACAACCAAAAUUAUAUCAUAU